GAAGGCCCUGAGAAGCUUGGACAUUCGACCAAGCAACGCAAAAAGUUGCAGACGGCUCUGCUGGCGCUUGAGCGCCGCGCCCUUGAGGCGCGUGUCAGACGUGCUCUCCCUGUGAUGUGGGCAGUGACUUCCGCCAGCAAGGUCUUCGCUUGCGCUAGGCUGCCAGAAGCACUUGGCGUAUGGUGCCUUUUGAAGUGCCGCCUCGAGGAAGCCUUGGACACAUGCGACUUCAAGGACUCCGGUGAGAGCAAUGGCACGGUGGACCUCAGGAAGGACAAAGUGCGCGAACUCUAUGCACAACGGCGACAGCAGUUUUGCAACGACGUGGUGCUGGCGGCGAGCGUUUUUGACCCACGCCCUCUUUCUGGUCUCGAAGAGCCAGAUCACAUGCAUGCAGCUUUUGUGAUGGCCAGAAAGCUUCUCCCGAAGAAGUUUUUCGACUCGACCGAGGUUCAGGAGGCCUGUGUCUCUGACUUGGACGACUACCGCGCGAAGAAGGGCUUGUUCCGGGACACGGACUUCCCAGCAUGGGAUGCACCUCUGUCAGAGGUCAUCUCAUGGUGGAAGAGUGGCCAGCCUUCAAAGCCUCUGGCUGUCAUGGCUGACAAGUUUUGGUCCUGCACAACGUCGCAAGGGCAGUGCGAACGCUACUGGGCCUUGGCGAACAGGGAUCGCUGUGCCAUCCGGAACCGUCUGGCCAUUGAGACGCAGAGCAAGCUGCAAAGUGUAGCCAUUAAUCUCUGGGCCGUGGUGCCGGACAUGCCCGAGCCC
Messenger RNA from Symbiodinium sp. CCMP2456, 771 nucleotides. The record is from the annotation of a GenBank genome assembly. NCBI's taxonomy places the organism in Eukaryota, Dinophyceae, Suessiales, Symbiodiniaceae.